Mustela erminea (ermine) is the source of this 4905-nucleotide messenger RNA. RefSeq names its product cell division cycle 6 (gene CDC6). Gene Ontology annotation, molecular function: ATP hydrolysis activity; DNA replication origin binding. Gene Ontology annotation, biological process: cell division; DNA replication initiation; mitotic DNA replication checkpoint signaling. The transcript has 12 exons. The coding region runs from base 2926 to 4602 and encodes 558 amino acids. Gene Ontology annotation, cellular component: nucleus. The record is from RefSeq and is a predicted model, not a curated record. Lineage: Eukaryota; Metazoa; Chordata; Mammalia; Carnivora; Mustelidae.
CUGUCCUGUUGGGGUGAUACUGCUAUUCAUGUGUGUGUGUGUGCAUGCAUGUGUGCACACAUACACAAAAGUAUAUUGGACAGGCCCUUCCAUUGUGAUUUGAUUCCUUCCCUCAUGAUACUGUGUAUCAGUUAGCAGGUGAUAAGGACACUAGUCUCAUUAUUACUGAGACACAGCUGCUUACUGUGAAUGUUCCUGUUUUAAGUAUUUCCUGGCCCAGCACAGCCACAAACUGUGACUCGCUACAAGGAUGGGGCCUGUCUCUGACUUCCUGUUACUCUGCAGACAGAGGUAAGAGAACUAAAAUGUCAGCCUCAGGAUCCUAACCACCCCAGAGGAUAACUACAGAGAAACGCUUCACAUCUGACAUCAUUGGAGCCCAGUCUGGAUCGCUUUUACACGUCAUCAAAUUCAUUUUCCACUCCUAGGUUUAGGGGUGUGAGAUUUAAAAGACUAUAUGCUAUCCAACCACAAAGUGUUCAUGGGAAAGGUGGAAAUUCAUUUGGCAGGGAUGUCCUCUCCAUUCCUGCAGCAAGCAUUUAUUGCCAAAUUCACUCUGUGCCCCAAGCAUCUGUUAUUUGAAGAUGAAUAGGACUGGUCUUUGCCUCCAAGGAGCUGAGAGUCUAGUAGAACACUUUAGGACAGCCACCAAGAGAAACCUAUGUAGGUUAUUAAAAGGCUUAAUGGCAGUUAGCCAGGGAAGGUGGAUGGAGUGUGGCAUUCCAGACAGAGGGAACAGCAAGGACAGAGGCCAAGAAGCAAGACAGUCCGGUGUCAUGUGCAGCGUGUUCCUGUAGUAUCAGAAAGGGAGAGCAUUGUGUAGGUAACCUGGUAGCCACCCUUCAAUCCAGACCUCCUGUGAUUCUCUGCCUGCUUCCACAGUGGUCAUCUAAUCCUGUAGGCUUACCUUGGACCGGUCCUUUUCUUCUGGUGAGUGUUUUCUUUCAUAGGCUCCAGGAUGAAUACUAAGUACUCAUUGCUUCCUGGGCUUCCUCUAGCCCACUGUAACCAAGGGAGGUUUUCACCACUAUCCCUUAAAAGCUGGCUGGACACAUGUUACCACUUCAAGUUAUUAAGGAUGGUUUUUAGGUGCCCAGAUUAUCAAAAUACAUGAACAGUAAAGAUUGCUUCCUGGGUUCUGUUGCUCUAUUAAGAGCUCAGAAAUGUCAUCUGGUCUAAAAACCUCCAUUCUCUGGGAACAUUCUUCCCAUUCACGACUGUGAAUGCUGAUCUCUACUGCAGAUUUCAGCUCCAAGAGAACCUUCCCAAAAUGUGUUCCCUUAAUGUCUCUUCCUAUUUAUUUAUUUUUAAAGCUUUACUUAUUUAAGUGAUCUCUAUACUCCAUAUGAUGCUCAAACACACAACCCCAAGAUCAAGAGUCGGAUGCUCUUCUGACUGAGCCAGGCAGGAGCCCCUAUCUCUUCCUAUUUAGAAGUGUACAGAAGGCUUCCUAUUUAGGACCUGUGUCUGUCUAAUACUUCCACCUAUGUUUAAAGUGGUCAAGUGUUUGAGCUGCUGUCAGACUUCCCAAGUUCAAAUGCCAGCUCUUCCACUUGCUGGUUGUGUGACCUUGGGCAAAUUUAGUCAACCCCUCUAUUUCAGUUUCCUCAUUUGCAAAAUGAUAAUACCAACUUAAUUCAGUGCUUGUGAGAAUGAGGUGGAAUAAGUAGAAUACUUGAGCUCUGUGCCUGGCAUAACACUUGAACACUCAGUAUUUGCUCCUGUAUGAACUAGCUACAAUUAACUGGUGAUUGUAAUAGCAUUGUUUUCCUGUUUCUCAGCUUCAUUGUUCUAUUUCAUUUGAAACUGAAGGAUGAAAGAUAAAUGCUUGCCAUCCCCUAGAAUUGGAUUUUGGCCUUCGAGGGAACCUGAGGCUUAGCUAGGUUAUUAGCUUUGGAGGCUGGCCUGUAAAUUACCGUUCUAAUUUAUAUUUUUCAUUAAAAGCUCAGCUUGCCUCUUCUUCUAUAGCAGUCUUCCCUGGCCCUGAAACCCUAGUGUUUAGCCAUAAAACAAGGUUUUAAAAUUAAGAGGCCAUAAUUCUCUCAACUCCCCACAAUGUGUGGAUUAAUGGAAUUAAUGAUAAGGUGCACAGAAUAUUAUUUUUAUUUUUAACAAAAGCAAAGACCUGCCCCUAUUUCUUACGUUUGAAACACAAAUCAGGGAGCUACUGUGAUCAAGGGUAGUGUAUUUAUGUGUAGAACUUGACAAAAAAAAUUGGGUAUUAGGAAAUCUGGGUCCUAGGCUCCCCACCGCCAGGAAGUUGCUGAGACCUCUAACCCUCUUCACGCUGGCUUUGUGUUUUGCAGGCUUGAACAUUAGGUAAAUAAUGCCUAAUAUUCUGCCCGGCACCCAGAACCGCCUCCCAAAUGAUAGGUGUUAUAUGGUAGCUCACUUAAUACGUAUCCCAUUAGGGUAAUACAAAUGGAUACGUUCGGCCAAAAAAGGCAACCACACCUCCGCCCCCUCAAUGGAAAGAAGGGCGUGGAAACAGAGUUGCGUGCAGCUGAGACUACAUCUCCCACUGCCCUUUGCGGUGAUCCUCGUUCGCUUUACCCAGAAUCGCUCCCACUGCAACCUUGCGUCUUUCCGUGGGGCCCCGGAUGUAGACUCCCUCUUACUCGGUGGGCGUGGUUUCACAAGGGCUCGGAGACCUGGGGCUCUCUUAUUGGUUGUGGUCCUUCCGACUGGAUUGGACGCGAAGGAGGGGGCGGUGGCCAAGGCGCGCAGUGCUGUAGCGACAGCCAAUCAGAAGCCUGGUCGGCCUUUGGCGGGAGGUAGUAAAGCUGAGGCUUUGCAGAUUUGGCGCGAGCGCGGUUUGGCUUUACUGCUGCUGGUGUGUAGUUUUUUCGGGAGCUUGACUGAAGAAUCCCUGAAGCCCUGUGCGAGAGACGUGAGGAAGAGCAGGCACUGAGCCGUGUUGCCAUCAUGCCUCAAACCCGAUCCCAGUCACAGGCUACAAUCAGUUUUCCAAAAAAGAAGGUGUCUCGGACAUUGGACAAAGCUAAAAUCUCUGGAGACACUAAACUAGAACUGACCAGUCUCCAGGCCACACGCCAUUCUGUAAAAAUUCUGCCUCUAAGCCCCAGAAAACGUCUCGGUGAUGACAAUCUGUGCAACACUCCCCAUUUACCACCCUGUUCUCCACCAAAGCAAGGCAAGAAAGAGAAUGGCCCCCCUUGCUCCCGUUCACCUAAGGGGCGCAGAUUGGUAUUUGACAAUCAGCUGACAAUGAAGUCUCCUAGCAAAAAGGAACAAACCAGAGCUCACCAAAACAAAAUCCGUUCGUCAGGCAGAAAAGAUCAAGAGAUCACAACAAAUUCUGAGCAGAGAUGUCCACUGGAGAAAGAAUCUGCAUGUGUGAGACUGUUCAAGCAAGAAGGCACUUGCUACCAGCAAGCAAAGCUGGUCCUGAAUACAGCUGUCCCGGAUCGGCUGCCUUCCAGGGAAAAGGAGAUGAAUGUCAUCAGGAAUUUCCUGAGGGAGCACAUCUGUGGGAAAAAAGCUGGAAGUCUUUAUCUUUCUGGUGCUCCUGGAACUGGAAAAACUGCCUGCUUAAGCCGAAUUCUGCAAGACCUUAAGAAGGAACUGAAAGGCUUUAAAACUAUCAUGCUGAAUUGCAUGUCCUUGAGGAGUGCCCAGGCUGUAUUCCCAGCUAUUGCUCAGGAGAUAUGUCAGGAAGAAGUAUCCAGGCCAGCUGGGAAGGACAUGAUGAAGAAACUAGAAUACCAUAUGACUGCAGAGAAGGCCCCCAUGAUUGUGUUGGUGCUGGACGAGGUGGAUCAGCUAGACAGCAAAGGGCAGGAUGUAUUGUACACACUCUUCGAAUGGCCAUGGCUAAGCAACUCUCGAUUGGUGCUGAUUGGUAUCGCUAACACCCUGGAUCUCACGGACAGAAUUCUGCCGAGGCUUCAAGCCAGAGAAAAAUGUAAACCUCGGCUGUUGAACUUCCCACCUUAUACCAAAAACCAGAUAGCCACUAUCUUGCAGGAUCGGCUUGAUCUGGUGUCUGGAGUUCAGGUUCUGGACAAUGCUGCAAUUCAGUUCUGUGCCCGAAAAGUCUCUGCUCUUUCAGGAGAUGUUCGAAAGGCGCUAGAUGUUUGCAGGAGAGCUAUUGAAAUUGUAGAGUCGGAUGUCAAAAGCCAGACUGUCCUCAAACCGCUGUCUGAAUGCAAAUCACCCUCUGAGUCACUGGUUCCCAAGCAGGUUGGUCUUAUUCACAUAUCCCAAGUCAUCUCAGAAGUUGAUGGUAACAGAAUGAGUUUGAGCAAAGAAGGAACACAAGAUUCCUUCCCUCUUCAGCAGAAGAUCUUGGUCUGCUCUUUGCUGCUCUUGACCCGGCAGCUGAAAAUCAAAGAGGUCACUCUGGGGAAGUUAUAUGAAGCCUAUAGUAACGUCUGUCGUAAACAGCAGGUGGCAGCUGUGGACCAGUCAGAGUGUUUGUCACUUUCAGGGCUCUUGGAAGCCAGGGGCAUUUUAGGAUUAAAGAAGAACAAGGAAACCCGCUUCACAAAGGUGUCUUUGAAGAUUGAGGAGCAGGAAGUAGAGCAUGCUCUAAAAGACAAAGCUUUAAUUGGAAAUAUCUUAGCUACUGGAUUGCCUUAAAUUCUUUUCUUUUCUACUAAUAUGCUACCCAGAAGUAUCCCACUGGCAUUUAGAGAGCUCUGGAAUCUUCAUUUUAGUACUUUAUCCAUUCAGGCCUGAAAACUAAUAUGACCUUUUUUUUUUAAUUUUUAUUUUUUUCAUUUUAUUUUCUCUUAAAUAAUCUCUACACCCAGCAUGGGGCUCAAACAAAAGUUGCAUGCUCUUCUGACUGAGCUAUCUAGGUGCCCCGAAAUACGACCUUUUUUAAUGGGAAACUGAUAAAUUUUAAUCUGUAUGUUGAUGAAUAUUAUUAACACAGAGUAA